Messenger RNA from Fonsecaea nubica, 1386 nucleotides. RefSeq lists its product as hypothetical. Bases 1 to 1386 code for a protein of 461 amino acids. NCBI's taxonomy places the organism in Eukaryota, Fungi, Ascomycota, Eurotiomycetes, Chaetothyriales, Herpotrichiellaceae. The record is from RefSeq and is a predicted model, not a curated record. Gene Ontology annotation, molecular function: lyase activity. The transcript has 2 exons.
AUGGCAACCCUCCGCCUCGCGGCGUGGAGCGCGUCCCUCCAACUCACCGACCUGCCCGCGCCCGUCGUCCAGGCCGCCGUGCGCAGCUUCUACAACUGGACGGGCUGCGCGCUGGGCGGGUCGAACCACCGAACCACGACGACGGCACUGGACGCGCUGGCCUCGUUCUUCGGCAAACCCACCUCGAGCAUCCUAGGCCACCAGUCAUCAUCAUCGUCAGGGGACAAUGGCAACGAUAAGGCCGACGCAUCGCACGCCGCCCUGAUCAACGGCAUCGCCUCGCACGUCCACGACUACGACGACACGCACCUCGAGACCAUCAUCCACCCGACGGGGCCCGUGGCGAGCGCGUUGCUGGCCCAGGCCGAGGCCCUCGGGAAGCCCGUCGGCGGCGACGAGUUCAUCGUCGCCCUCGUCGCGGGCAUCGAGGCAGAGUGUAAAGUCGGGUUGGCCGUGUGGCCUAAGCAUUAUGAUAUUGGUUGGCACAUCACCUCGACAACCGGCUCCAUCGGCGCCGCCGUGGCCGUGGGCAAACUGCUCAAUCUCACCACGGAACAAAUGGCGCACGCGAUCGGCAUCGCCGCCACGCAGGUCACGGGCCUGCGCGAGAUGUUCGGGUCCGACACCAAGUCGUUCCACGUCGGGCGGGCGGCGCAGAACGGGCUCAUGGCCGCGGUGCUCGCUUCGAAGGGUUACACGUCGUCGACGCAGGCGCUGGAGGCCAAGCGCGGGUGGGUGAAUGUGGUGAGCGAAACGCAGCGGCUGGACGACGCCAUGGCCACGCUCGGCACCGUGUGGGAGACGGAGAAGAACUCGUUCAAGCCAUUUCCCUGCGGCAUCGUCGUGCAUCCGAUCAUCGACGCCUGCAUCCAACUGCACCGCGACAUGCAGCAGCGUGGGCUUGCGGCCUCGCAGAUCGCCCGCGUCAGCUGCACCGUGCACCCGCUCGUGCUGGAGCUGACGGGCAAGAAAACCCCCCAGGACGGCCUACAGGCCAAGUUCUCCGUCUACCACGGCGGCGCGGUUGGGCUGGUGCUGGGGAAGGCCGGGCCCGCGCAGUACGAGGACGCGGUGGUCACGAGCGACGAGAUCGUCAGUGUCAGGGACAGGAUAGUCGCCACCGCAGAUGCGGCGCUCGGCGCUGACGAAGCCGUGAUUGUCGUCGAGUUUGAUGCCGAUGGCUCCGGCGCGCCCACGACUCUCACGAAACACGUCAAACACGCCAUCGGCAGCCUCGAGGUGCCCAUGACGGACGCGCAAUUGCACGACAAGUUCAUCGACCAGGUCACUCCUGUGCUGGGAGCCCAGGGGGUCAAGAAGGCCAGCGACGCCGUGUUGGCGCUCCGGAGCGUCAGCGAUAUCUCUGCGCUGGCGGGGGGGUUGUAA